AUGGGAUGGAGGAGACUCUAUUAUCCGAUCCCUGGUUUCGAUAUGAAGAAAAUGAUAUUUGAACUAGAACCCAAAUAUUCUGCUUUGUUCUUCCUCCUCUCAGAUCGUAUUUUAUCAAGCUUAAUCAUGCAGAACGAAGAAGGAAAGAUUACUGAGCUAUACAUUCCGAGAAAAUGCUCGGCCACAAACAGAUUGAUCACAUCCAAGGAUCAUGCCUCUGUUCAGCUUAACAUUGGUCAUCUUGAUGCCGAUGGCAUCUACACUGGCCAAUCCACCACCUUUGCUCUCUGCGGAUUCGUCCGAGCUCAGGGUGACGCAGACAGUGGCAUCGACAGGCUCUGGCAGAAGAAGAAGGUCGAAACCAAACAACAUUAA
Molecule: messenger RNA, 375 nt
Organism: Microthlaspi erraticum
Lineage: Eukaryota; Viridiplantae; Streptophyta; Magnoliopsida; Brassicales; Brassicaceae
Source: the annotation of a GenBank genome assembly